GCGCUCCGUUCUGUGAUCAAGGCUGUACUGGACCACACCAGCCAUGUUUGCUAAUUUAAAACCCAAAGGUUAGAGAAUAGUUGUUUAUUAUUUAUCGCUUUGUCAUCUUCAUCCGUAAAUCCGUUGAGACGAAGGUUAAGAGUCCUCUGCGCCUUCGGGAUCCAAGAACUAAAAGAUGGACUCAAAUAACCAUUUCAACUAUGGCACCCACUCCUCAGCAAACUCAGGACUAAAACUCUCCUCAGGGGAUUCUCUUUAUACUAACGGGUCCUCCAUGAGUUUUCCCCAGCAGGGGAAGAAUAUGAAUGGCGAAAUGAAUGUGAAUGGCGUCACUACUGUACUUGGGUCCAGUGUGCCUGGUUCCCACCCACCAUCAGCUUCUUACCCUCACGUGAGCAACCACCACCAGAGUAGCAUGAGCUAUGACUACUUGUGGGGUGGUCAUCCUCAGUAUGGUCCAGGCAUGGCCACUUCUCCUGGGCACGGGAUGCACCAGAAGCAGCCUGCACCUGGAAUGGGUCAGCCUCAGUCACAGCACCACUUCCAGGGUCAUGGACAGUACCAAUUGAAUGGGGGUAUCGAAAGUUCCCACCAGUCCUCUGUUGCAGGCCCUGCAAACAUUCCUCUAACGGGGAAUCAGUACUGGAACAGGAGUAACCCUGGCCAGCAGCAGAUGAGUUAUAAUUCCCACAGCAUGUAUGGGACUUACCAGAGUCAGGCACAUCCUGGGAUUACAUCACCACAACAUCACCAGCAGCAGUCCUUACAACAGCCCCCACAUCAACCAUCACAGCAGCACCUCCACUCCCAUCGUCAGCCACACCAUCAUCACCACCAGCAGCACCAGCAACCACAGCAUUACGGUAUGAUGCCUAAUGGGAUGCCCUACUACCAGCAUCAGCCCCAGCACCCAUCCCUGCCAUCUCCUCAGCAGCAGCCGCCACAGCAGUCUCAGCCUCAAGGCCAGACUCAGAUGAUGUCCCCAACUUCACAGAAUUUUACUCCUCCACGUGGCAGCCCACAGCACCACAGCUUAGGCAGAGGGAGCACCGGCAGUCCUCUGCCUGUGGGGAUGUCAUCAGGACCAAUUAUUUCACCUUCAGCAGCACAGGAUAGUGGAUCCCCCAAGGGUCACAGCAGGGAGCGGAGCCCCCAUACUAGCAAUGUGGGAAUAUCUUCUCCAGCACGAGGGCAUUCAAGGGAAGCUGUCAAAGAGGUUGACACAAGCUAUAAUAGCAGUGAAAGAGCACCCGUUGCCCAGAGGCCACCCAAGACUGACAGUUACCAACCCAAACUAUCGGCUGCUUAUGUAGGUCCUCAAGGUGAUUAUCAUCACCAUUCAGAUCAGCCAGAAGCUUUACAUCAAGAAAUGACCUCCCCUGUCAGAGAUCCAGCCGUUCUCCCAGUUCCCCAGUGUGUGUCAUCUCCGGUCUCUGCAGCAUCAGCAUCUCUAACCAAGGCCUCAACACCACCACGGGUCUCUGCACCUCCUACUUUCUCUGGAUCUCCCACAUCUGCGCCUGGAGCUCCUAUGGUUUCAUCCCGUGAUGUAGAAUCUGCUCCCCCACAAAUGUCAGCUCCUUCCAAUGCGUCCCUUGCUCUAUCUGCAGUUGCUUCUUCCAGACUGUCCUCACCUCACCGAAUGAUGCAAGGCCUCAGAACUUCAACCUCUGGGGCAGCUGAGAUAUCCCCUGCAGGGUCCAAGCAUCCGUCAGAAGGAUCCUCAUCACCCCUGUCUGCAUCACCUUCAAAGGUUUCCAAACCUCUUGGUUUCACUGAAAGCAUGUCUAGACCUGCAGCAGGCUCUUCAGGACCUCCAGUCUCAUCUUCAUCAGAGUCUUUGCUUCAUCAAGCAAAGUCAGCAUUGCCUCCCUCAGUUUCUUUACCUUCUCCAACUGUUUCGUCUCCUGCCGUAGCCUCCAUCCCUUCUUACUCCACACCCAUCCCAUCCCUAGAGACGGUUCAUGGGUCCAAGUCGCAUUUAACACCAUGCUUCACUGAUUCAUCUCGAGGUCAGCAUGAAACACCUGGUCCUCCUAAGUUGAUGUCUGCUAAUCUAUCUGUGAGUGUAAAUUCCCUACCUGAAACAUCCCCGACUUCAGCCUUGUCGUUGCCCGACCAUCGUUUGUCAACAUCUGCUUCUCCUGCAUUAGCAUCACAAACCUCUUUAGUUGGCAGUAAACCUUGUGAACAAACACCAGUUUCCCAGUGUCAGACAUACACUAGUCCAGGUGUUGAUACAGGUAUUUCUACCGAUUCUGCAUCAUCAACACCACCAGGGGGUGUUAACCUACCCCCUCUAGCAGCCCAAGACAGUCCUACAGUCCAACCUCUGUUUACCCUACCUCUUGUAACCACUCAAGCCUCCAGGACUGCACCCAUGUCCUCCCCUCCUGCCUUGGUGUCUGUGCCUCCUGAAAUGGAUAUGUCUUCUAGAGUGGUGCAAAGCUCUGACUGUGAGCAGCAUCCUCCAAACACCACCACCACUCCGUGUGUGCUAACACAGUCUUCUUCUGAGUCAGACCAACGUGGUCUCAGUAAGGAAAGGAAAGCAGUGGAAAUUAAAAGAAAUGGAAAACCAGAGGAAUCUCUUUCCCAGCUGGAUCCAGGAACAAUAGGGACAUCACAGAUGGAAGCGACUGAAACUAAGAAAUCAGAAGUCUACUCACACAAAUCCCUCAGCGAUCUUCCAGGAAAACCCUUACAGAGCACCAGUGUUCCUGAUAAAGAUCUCAAGAAUAAACAAACCGAUUUUGAGAAGUCGUGCAUGCAGAGUAGCAUGGUCUCAGAGGCAGGGGACUCCUCAGUGGAGUCAUCUCCACUCGGAAAGUCCCCACAGCUUAACAGCACAAGAGUACAACAUCUGACAGAUGAACAAAGUUUUGAUAACUCUUCCCAUACUUCUUCUCAUUAUGAUGGCAAUACAACAUGUGACACCCCCUCUAGAAUUGAUAUCAGCUCUGUCUUGGAAACAACCUCUGUUUUAGGUGAUAGCUUAUGUUUAGGGGACUCCUCUGACUUUGAUCACAGCUUUCCCAUGAGAAAGGACACUUCUCAGUUUGACAGCAAAUCCCAUGCUAAGGAGGAACAAUCUACUACAUUUAACAGCACUAAAAAUACCAGCUUUUCUGAAGAUGACUCUGAAGAUAACGUGGUGGACUCGACCAGGGAAGAGGAAACAUCCCAGGCAGAAAAGACAAGCAGCUGCCAAAUGACAGAAGAGUCCAUGCUGGCGUCUUCCUUAAACAAUACCUCUCAAACUGAAGACCCUCCUGUUGAUUCAAGUGUGUCAGAUUCACACCUAUUUGUCUCAUCUCAGCCAGUUGUUCAAGGUCCUGAAGCAGAGUGGGAGCCCAGAGGAUGUGAUACACCAGACUCAGCUGGACACAUUAUUAAGACCACUGCUAAUGAGACAAUGACACCCCCAAGUUUCAAGAUGAAAGAUGAGAAUUUCAUCGCCUUCAGUACCCCAGCAGAGAGCCCUGCUGUACACCCACUCCAACCAGUAACGGAGCAGACUGUGUCAGCUGCUGGAGGCCUGAAAACCCAAGGGACACCACGUAAACCUCGAACUCCAAAGGCAGCAUGGAUUAAAACCACAGCUCCAGAGGAGGCCCAGCGAAAGCCUAGAGUUCGAGCCCUAAAAGUGGAGAAGAUAAAGACUGAUGAAGAAGGAGGUGCUAAAGAUGGCGCAAGGGGCAGAAAGAGAAAGAAAUCUUUCAAGAUGGAGGCCAAAAAUGCAUCAGAUGUGUCAGCAGGGGCUGGGUCUCUCACACAGGAGGUGGAUCCAAUAACGGCUGCGAUUGAAGCUGUUCUGGCCAACGCUGCAGCUAUCAACACAGCAGCUGAGAAACCCAAGAAGAUGAAAAGGGUCAGAAAACAAGAUCAAGAAGGAAAUGUCACAACUCAGAAACGAGAUGCUGAAACAACCGCUAAUGAUGGUGAUGAAAAUGACGACGAUAGCUCCACUGCAGGCGAAUCAAACAGAAGAAGGGUUGCAACAGAGGACCAGGUCCAGUUCCCUCUGCAGCACGGCUGGAGGAGGGAGAUUCGUGUGAAAAAAAUGGAGAACCGCAUGAAAGGUGAAACUUGGUAUUACACUCCUUGUGGAAGGAGGAUGAAGCAGUUUCCAGAAAUAAUCAAGUACCUGAAGAAACACACAGACAGCGUGGUCACCAGAGAACACUUCAGUUUCAGCCCACGAAUGCCUGUUGGAGACUUUUAUGAAGAAAGAGAAACUUCAGAGGGCACAAAGUGGGUCAUGUUGGCUAAUGAAGAAGUUCCCUCUAUGAUCAUGGCCAUCACUGGCCGGCGUGGUCGACCACCAAACCCCGAUAAAGAGAAACCCCGCAGGGUCCGUGGUCUAAAAGGAGGGCAGGCUCGUCGCCCUGGUAGACCUCCCAAAUUUAAGAUGAUCGACCUUCUCAGCAAAGUUGACGCCAAGCUGCUGAAACGACUUGAAGCCAAGGAAGCUCUCACCGAGGAGGAGAAGGAGAAAUUAGCAAAAAUCAAAAAGAAAAUGAAAAGAAAGGCAAGAAUGAAGAGAAGGGAGGACGCAAAGAUGAAGAAGAUGAAAGAGGAAAAGAAGAAAGCAAAGUUAGAGCAAGAGGGAAAGCUCCUCGAGGGGAAAACUGAACCAACAGACCUGACAACUUCACAAGACUCGCAUUUAGAGCCCACCACAGAGCCCAAAAAACCUGGUCGCAGGAGGUCAGUUAAGGUUGAAGCCACUUCGCCCGUACAGCAGACACCUGGAGAAAGAACAACCCAGAGUAGCAGGGUGCAGAGCGCUCGGAGUAAAGCAAAGGCCUUGGCUAAGGCUCAGGCGGAGGCAGAGGCGGCAGCUCAUGCUGCUCUGGCAGCUAAGAGGGCAGCAGAGCGGAGGGCCCAGGCCCAGAGGCGUCUGGAGGAGCGAAAGAGGCAGCAACUGAUCGCAGAAGAGCUGAAGAAGCCCACAGAGGACAUGUGUUUGACUGACCACAAACCUCUGCCAGAGCUCUCUCACAUUCCCGGUGUGGUUCUUUCUGGAACAUCUUUUGCACACUGCCUGGCUGUAGUCGAGUUCCUACAUGGUUAUGGGAAGUUGAUCGGUCUCAAUGUAAACAAGGACAUCCCCAGCCUUGCUACCCUGCAGGAGGGUCUGCUAGGCCUGGGCGACAGUCAAGGAGAGGUUCAGGACCUUCUGAUAAAGCUGGUGGAGGCAGCAUUGCAUGAUCCAGGCCUACCAUCUUAUUAUCAGUCGGUGAAGAUACUUGGGGAAAAGCUGGUAGAAUUGGAGCUGACCCGCAGCACAGUCUCAGAAGUUCUUCGUAUCUUUUUGGAAUCUUACGGUUAUGAGACGGAGGUUUGCAACACACUGAGGACCAAAACCUUUCACGCCCUGCCUCCUGACACCAAGGCAGCUAUCUUGGGUUUCCUGGUGGAAGAACUUAACAGCAGCAACGUUGUGACAAGUGACAUUGACAACACUUUGGAGAACAUGGCAACCUACAGGAAGAACAAGUGGAUCAUUGAGGGGAAACUUCGCAAACUAAAGGCGGCGCUAGCACGGCGCACAGGACGAUCAGAGGAGGAACUGUGUUUUGAGGAGAGGAGGCGCAGCGCCAGAGUUGCUGAGGAAGAGAACCUCAGUCUGGAGGAGAGUGGUCUAGCUCUGGAAAGAGGAAACCGGCGUGCACGCAAAGAAGAGCCCAAACUCAGUGAUAAUGAGAGCCCUACCAAUGCCAGCAUCCCAGAGCUUGAAAGGCAGAUAGAUAAGCUAACCAAGCGCCAAGCAUUUUUCCGUAAAAAGCUGCUACAGUCGUCUCAUUCCAUGCGGGCGGUAAUGCUGGGUCAGGACCGUUACCGCCGAAGAUACUUGGCUCUACCUCACCUCGGGGGAGUACUGGUUGAGGGGCCCGAAGAGCUGCUGACUUCAGGAGAAGUACUUGUAGCGGAAGUACCUGUAACCUUCCUCAAAAAGGAGCCCAAAGUUGAGGAAGCUCCCAUGCCUACCAGUCCCCCUCCUAUUCUACCUUCCUCUCCGUUUUCGGCCACUCCAGGCCAGGUCCAAGCCUUUUCACCAGAGGAGGACCCUCUUCCUGGCACUGCAUCCCUCAUGAGCACGCAAAGAGGCCGUGGACGGCCCCGAAAAAUCAAACCCGAAGUUGAGCUUCACCUUCGCACGGCAAAGAUCCGUCGCCGGCGUCGAAGUAGCAUCAGGUCAGCGGGAGAAGAAGGGCCGGGAUCACCUAACAGUUACAUGCAUGACCUCACACAAGCAGCUUUCCAGAGCUGGCUCAGCCAAUCACAGGAAGCUGUGACCAAUGGCACAUGCGCAACAGCAGGGGAAGCUCCAGAUGGUAAUCGACCAGAAGAAAGCGUGAAAGAGAUGGCUGAAAAACAAGGACAAUGGUUCAAUCUCCUUCCCAAACAACCGUGUGAUGAUAACUCUCUGACCGAGCCUCAGAUGCUCAAGUCACCCAGCUCGCCUGUUAAACUCCUCCCUCAGAUCCGAAGUGCUGUGCCGCCACUCAUUGCUCCACUCAUGCAGCCCGACCCGCUCUUACCUUGCCAAGCUCCUGCUGACUCUGUGCUGUCCAUACAACAGGACAUCCCAUUACUAGCUGCUGCUCAUGCUGUACCCGUUUGUGCUCCACCAACAAUCCCUCAGCUUGUGCCUGGUCCCAUCGCUCCUCCUCCAGCUGCUCCCGUCACCGUCACAGUCAGGCCGGGUCGCAGACGGAGGAGAGGCAGCAGAGGCAGUAGUCCGGCUCGCCGAGGGCCUCGAGGAGCAGCAGCUAAACGCCGCGGCCGUCCACCUAACUCAGUGUUCCAGGAACUCGAGCAGCAGUACUUUACACAGCUGGUGGUCAAGCCCAUACCAGCAUCAAUGGUGCGUGGCUGGUGGUGGAUCAAGGAUCCAGAAGAACUGAGUAACACUUUUCAAGCACUCCAUCCGCGGGGCAUCAGGGAGAAGGUGCUCCAUAAGCAUUUGGCCAAACACAUGGAGAGCUUAACUGAGAUAUGCACCAAACCUAUUAACGACCCAAUAUUUGAGCUGAAGGUAGAGCAGAAGGAUGUUCUGCUGGAGGCUCUGCAGCAGCCAUGGCAGGUGCAGGAGAAGGCGCUAGAGACUGACAUCAGUGCUCUUCAGUGGGUGGAGGACCUGGAGCAGCGCGUCAUUGCUGCUGAUCUACAUCUGAAGGCACCACCUCAGAGUGCAGUGGGUGAUGCUGAGACAAAUGCAGAAACACCACUUGCUGAGUUUCAGCCCUACACAAUCCCAGAUCCAGACUCCACACGUGAUGACCUUCAGUACUACGAACAUGAUGUUGACCCACGUGAUGACUGGAUUGUGCGAACCAAGAAAGAGUGGUCUGGCCUGCCUCGCAUUGCCACACACCCGUUGGACCUGGCCAUGCUGCGGCUAGCAAACCUGGAGAGAAACAUCGAGAGGCGAUACCUAAAGGAACCGCUCUGGAACCCAGCUGAAGUGAUGCGCCUUGCUCCCCUCACCCCUACACCUGGAGAAGAGCACCCGAUGGAUGUCAUCAGUCUGGAAAGUGAAAUCACCUCUCGGCUACGAACAUGGCGGCAGGCUUUAGACCGCUGCCGCAGCGCUCCUCAGCUCUGUCUGUGUUUACUUCAGCUGGAAAAGGCCAUCGCUUGGGAGAGAUCUGUUACUAAAGUAACUUGUCAGGUUUGCAGAAAAGGAGACAACGAUGAGUGCUUGUUGCUGUGUGACAGCUGUGAUCGGGGCUGCCACAUGUACUGCCUGAGGCCCAAAAUCACCCAGGUGCCAGAGGGAGACUGGUUUUGUCCAACUUGUGUUUCUAAGGAUGAAGGCGAAUUGCAGCACUCGUCCAAAAAGCGCACCAGGAUGAAAAAGAGAAGGUAUGAAGACGACAGCUCUGAGGAUGAGACGAUGACGCGACGUAGCAGCGGAAUGGCAACACGGCACAAGGAGGCAGCACCUCCAUCGUCUUCCCGUUACUCUGGAGAAGGAGGCGGCACCAAACGCCGCCGUAUGACAACACGCAACCAGCCUGACCUCACCUUCUGCGAGAUCAUUCUUAUGGAGAUGGAGGCUCAUGCAGACGCAUGGCCGUUUCUUGAGCCAGUCAACCCCCGGCUGGUACCAGGCUAUCGCCGCAUCAUCAAGAACCCCAUGGACUUCCUGACCAUGAGAGAGAGACUGCUACAGGGAGCUUACUGCAGCUGUGAGGAGUUUGCGGCGGAUGCUCAACUUGUCUUUAACAACUGUGAGCUUUUCAAUGAAGACACAUCGGAGGUGGGAAUGGCAGGACACUCAAUGAGGCGUUUCUUUGAGAGCCGCUGGGCGGAGUUUUACUCAAACAAGGACAAAUAGGAGAUUACAGCGAUCGCCCUGAUGGUGGGGCUGUAGACUGUUGGUGCUUUCACCGUCCCAGUCACACUCUCCAUUACUGCUAAGACUGCCUGGAUGUUGUUCCAGCUAUGUGUAUUAUCUCAUGUAUAGGUAUAUAUGUAUAGAUUUUGGCUCUUUGUCUGUUAUCGUUUCCUCUACAGGCCUAAUCUUUUCUACAAGGCCUACAGCUGAAGUGGCUUGAUCUUGUACCCAUUCCCCUUCAGAAUGAAAACAUGUCUAUCUUCACCCUCUACCUAUUCGUGACUCCUCAUCUUCACCUCAGCACCUUGUCUUCUGUUUGCAUUUUCCUGUCAUGUCCUAUCACAAGCCCCGUGUCAUAGCAAAGCCUUUGGUCAAGUCCCACUGUGGGCUGAUGACAUGGCCUCAGGCCCUGAUUAUUUUAGCUCUCACUCGUACUGAAGGUCAGGGACUGAUCACACUAUUGCAGCCUAACUGCUGCAGACCGGACCUGCUCAGCACAGCUCAACAACAAAAUGGAUCAAUUUUCUUCAGAGCUCGGGCCAUUUCUUACCUUUUCAUUGGAAAUGUAAUGUAAUGUGGUCUCAUGCCUAGAAGUAAUUUUUUGGCUCAAUAUAUUUUUAUUAUAUAUUCUAUAUAUAAAUAUAUAUAAAGAUUACAAUAGCUGGGAUUAUUUAAUAGCAAUAGCUUGUAGUGAAUGUGUACAGAUGACCUUAUAGAGAUGUUUAGACGAUUUAUGAAAAGGCCAGUCAAACUAAAAGGAAUCUGUUGAUGGACUGCCACAAGUAGACAUUGUAUAACCUCCACUUAAAGUCUUGCACGCACACUUUUAACCAAUGCACACAUGAACAUACACACAAUUUUGCACACGAUUUCACAAACAAACACAGCUUCUGCUGCUGUGUGAAAGACACUGGUUUCUGAAACUGGAGGGUUUUUAGUGUCGGUCAGUCUUAGGUUCAGAUUUCACUGUCCCACCUGUGAAGAGCAAAUGUUCAGCUAGUUACACCUGAUCUGUCUACAACCAAAAGGAUGCUUCUGUAAUUUUAGCACCUGUAAAUAGUCUUGUUUGAUUGGACACACACUGAAAGUUUGCUGUCACACUGUUGUUGUGAUUUGCAGGUUUUUUUUUUUUAAACAUUUGCGCAUGUUUGACACAAUGAAGUCUGCGGCCAAAUGUUUAAACUAACAUACACUCUUGUGUUUGUGGCUUGUUUUGACCAGAUGAAAACCUCCAAAAGUGGCUUCAGUAGACUGAAAUCCUCUUAUUUUAAAGGCUAGCAUUACAAAUGAACUGAUGUUGAAGUACUGGGUGCAUUUGUGCCUGGUUUCUUGUCUUACAUUCCUUUUUAUUGAUUUUUUUUUUGUGCUGUACAAGGGCCAAUGUACGACGUUGCGCGGCAUGGUUGGUGUGCUAUAAAGGCAACAGGAUUACUCCACAGUCUGGAUUUUAUUUAUGUUUCUUACACUGAACUCAAAUCCAUUGAUAGGAAAUAAAUUUAAUGUUCCUUAUUACAUUUAAAGGGACAGUAUGUUUUUUGUUUUGUUUUGUUUUUUCUUCAAAAAAGAAAAAAGUCAAAAACCAAAUGUGGUGUUAAGUGAAUUUUUAAUAAUGUACAGUUUUGGUGACUUUAAAUUUGUUCCUUUAUAUUUUUAGGACCAAUUCAUCAUUUUUAAGAGGAAGUAUUACAAGACUGUUGUAUUAAGGUGAUGUAACACGUGUGCAUCUGUAGAAUGUACUGUGAGUUGAAUAAAAACACAUCUUGUAGAGAGUA
Melanotaenia boesemani (Boeseman's rainbowfish) is the source of this 10122-nucleotide messenger RNA. RefSeq names its product bromodomain adjacent to zinc finger domain, 2A (gene baz2a). The coding region runs from base 176 to 8350 and encodes 2724 amino acids. The transcript is spliced from 30 exons. Gene Ontology annotation, cellular component: rDNA heterochromatin. NCBI's taxonomy places the organism in Eukaryota, Metazoa, Chordata, Actinopteri, Atheriniformes, Melanotaeniidae. Gene Ontology annotation, molecular function: protein binding; DNA binding. The record is from RefSeq and is a predicted model, not a curated record.